Molecule: messenger RNA, 1428 nt
Organism: Peromyscus eremicus (cactus mouse)
Lineage: Eukaryota; Metazoa; Chordata; Mammalia; Rodentia; Cricetidae
Product: solute carrier family 7 member 13-like
Exons: 4
Coding region: 1-1428 (475 amino acids)
Biological process (GO): amino acid transmembrane transport
Cellular component (GO): membrane
Molecular function (GO): L-amino acid transmembrane transporter activity
Source: RefSeq, a predicted model, not a curated record
AUGGAUAAAGGAAAACAAAUAAAGCUCAAGAGAGACCUUGGAUAUUUCUGGGGGGUCAAUUUUCUAAUUAUUAAUAUAAUUGGUGCAGGAAUUUUUGUAUCCCCCAAGGGGGUGCUGGAGUACUCUUGCAUGAAUGUGGGAGUCUCCUUGUGUAUUUGGGCUGCCUGUGCGGUGCUGUCCAUGACCAGCACUCUCUGCUACGCAGAGAUAGGGAUAGCCUUCCCAUACAGUGGGGCUCACUACUAUUUCAUCAGGAGAUGCUUCGGCCCUUUCAUGGCCUUCUUGAAUCUUUGGACCUUCUUGUUUCUGGGCCCAGGGCUAACUGCCAGUCAAGCACUGCUACUCGCCGAGUAUGGCAUUCAGCCUUUCUAUCCCAGCUGUUCUGCUCCCAAUCUACCAAAGAAAUGCCUUGCCCUGGCGGUGCUGUGGAUUGUGGGAAUUCUGAAUUCUCGCGGUGUGAAAGAGCUGUCAUGGCUUCAGACAGUGAGUACCGUGCUGAAGAUGGGCAUACUGGGCAUCAUUUCCCUCAGUGGCGUGUUCAUGCUGGUGAGAGGGAAGAAGGAUACUGUGGGAAGACUUCAGAAUGCUUUUGAUGCAGAGUUUCCAGAGAUCUCCCAGAUAACAGAAGCCUUCUUCCAAGGAUACUUUGCAUUUUCAGGCGGGGAAUGCUUUACAUAUGUAGCAGGAGAACUGAAGAAACCCAAUAAAACUAUUCCUAGAUGUAUAUUUACAGCACUGCCUUUGAUAACUGUGGUAUAUUUACUGGCUAACAUUUCCUACUUGAUGGUUCUGACUCCCAGAGAAAUCCUCUCAACAGAUGCUGUGGCUAUUAUAUGGACUGACAGAGUUUUUCCACGAUUAACAUGGACUGUUCCCUUUGCUAUUUCUGCCUCACUGUUUAGCAACCUUGUGAUUAAUGUACUGGAGUCAUCAAGAGUGUCCUAUACUGCAGGCGACCAAGGCCAGCUGCCCUUGAUGUUUAGUACCCUUAAUGUUCACUCAUCCCCCUUCAUAGCUGUGCUUCUAAAUGUCGGUAUGGGAUCCAUUGCAAUCGUCUUAACAAACUUAAUUGAACUGAUCAACUAUCUUUAUUUUAUGGAUUCAAUUUGGACUAUGUUAUCCAUGAUAGGAAUCCUGAAAUUGAGGUACCAGGAGCCCAAUCUACACAGACCUUAUAAGGUAUUUUUGCCAUUCACAAUCAUAGCAAUGGCCAUCAGCCUGUGCUUGGUCUUGAUUCCCCUUGUCAAGUCUCCAAAGAUGCAUUACAUCUAUGUGCUCCUCUUCCUUCUCAGUGGACUGCUGUUUUACGUGCCAUUGAUACACUUUAAAGUGAAGUUGGUUUGGUUUGAGAAGCUGACCUGCUAUCUGCAAUUACUGUUUAAUAUUUGCAUCCCUGAUAUAUCUGAUAAACAGACACCCUCAUUUUAA